ACGCAUUCUUAUGUCGGUCGGCUUCUGAGGGAACGUUUUGCAUUAUUUUUGCUGAAGUUAAAAUUUUUCUGUCGUACUUUCAGUAGUUGCAAAAUUCAUGAGGAAUUUACAAGACUAGGAAAUUAUGCAACCAGCGACAAUGCUUCCGAAACUUACGGAAACCACCCAAACCAUAUCAUUCUCUGAGGGGGAUGGUGUGUGCAGCGCAGAGGUUUUUGCGAACCAAGUGGUGGUGACCACAAAUGCAGGGAACCACAACCACGGCAGCUCUAAGGUGAAGCUCAAGAACCUUGUGGACUACAACUGGGAGCCCAAGUUUUAUCCUGGCCAGCUGCUCGCUAUACACUUGAGCGGGAAAUACUUGGCAUAUUCAAUUAAAGCACCCAAUGCGGUGAACCCAGGAACAUGGAGUGGAAUGGUGCGCGUUGUCUACAACACGGAACCGGGCAUCGACAGACGAGCCUUGAUCAAAGGCAUGAAAGGAGAGGUGCAAGAUUUAUCAUUUGCCCACAUACAGAAAGAAGUGGUGCUAGCAUGUAUUGACGAACAUGGCAACUUUUAUGUCCAUGAGAUUGAAGCUACUGACAGUGGAUUACGAUGCACGCUCAUAGCGGAGGUGCGCGAAGAGACGGGCUCGCUGGGCGCGUGGCACCGCGUCGUGUGGUGCCCCUACAUCCCCGACGACGACGACGACGCGCCCAGCGACGACGUCGCACGGCUGCUGCUCACCACACACAAUAAUAUCGCUCGCAUGUGGAACAUCCGCGCGGCGGCGACGGGUUCCGGCGCCGCGGGCGCUUGCGGCGGCGCCGUGUGGGGCGGCGAGCACUCGGCGCCGCUCGUGGACGCCGCCUUCUCGCCCGACGGCACCGCGCUCGCCACCGCCUCGGCCGACGGCUACGUCAUGUUCUUCCAGGUGUACAUGCACAACGAGAGCAGCCCGCGCUGCCUGCACAAGUGGCAGCCGCACGCCGGCAAGCCGCUCAGCUGCCUCUUCUUCCUCGACAACCACAAGAAUUACAAUUCAGAUGUCCAGUUCUGGAAGUUCGCAGUGACGGGUGCCGAGAACAACACAAGCAUCAAGAUCUGGUCGUGCAAGUCCUGGAAUUGUUUGCAGAGCAUCUCGUUCACGACCGGCCCCUCGGCUGAACCAGCUAGCCUGGGUCUCAAGGCUAUGCUGGAUUCCAGCGCUAGCUACCUCAUACUAUCUGACUUUAAGGCUCGAAGCCUUUACGUAUUGAACAUGGCGCGUGACGCAGAAGACAGCACCGCGUACUGCAGAAGUAUCUCCGAGUUUCUGCUGCCCUACCCCGUGCUCAGCUUUUGCAUCGUCGACGCCGAAGAAGAACAAGCCAAGUGCGAGUCAAGCUGCGACGACCCGUUCCACCGCAACGGCUCCGGCGACGACGCUCCUGCUGAGCCCGAUGACUUCGACCUACAAGGCCACGAGAGCCCCGGUGCGGAGUGCGGCGAGUCUGGGCGGCGCGUGCGCGUGCGGCUGUACAUCGUGCAGCCCAAAGGACUCCAGGAGGGCGAGCUGGUGUAUGCGCAGCCCAGCCCGCGCACGCAUGGUCUCUCGGAUCUCGCGCUGGAGCCGCCGGCGGCGUGCGAGGCGCCCGGCAUCGCGUCCAGCAUCCUGCAGCAGCAGAGCCAGCAGCUCAAGAGCCUGCUCAUGAGCAAACAGACGCAGCCGGGCAGCCUCAUCGGGCAACGACCGGAAUCGCCCGUCAUCACGCCGCAGCUGAACCUCAUGACUCCUGACGCUUUCAGCUCACCCGGCAAGCGCGAAGAAGACGACCCACCCCUGUCGGCGACGCCUGACGUCACCGGCGUUUCGCGCACCUCCACAGGAGGCUUAGUAGUAAGCGACAGCGUCAGCGGAGGCACGAGCGCCAGCGGGGGCAGCGGCGCGCUCGGCGGCGCCAAGCUCGCCUCCGCCGGCUCCAGCCCCAGCCGCGAGGUCCAGGAGAUCAUGGCGCACGGCGACUACUACCCCCCCAUGCAGGAAAACGACGACGUAGAAGAAGAUACAGAACCGGAAGCUCCAAUCACAGUCAUAACUCCUACAACUGAGCCGGCCAACGCUCCCGCCAACGCGUCGAGCACGGUCAACGUCGCUGCCUUGACCAACGCGGCUAAUUUAGCCAACGUUGCAAAUCUGACUAACGCAGCUAACAUGGCUAACGUUGCAAAUUUGACUAACGCCGCCAACAUUGCUAAUGUGGCUAGUUUGACCAACGCCGCCAAUUUGGCCAAUGUUGCCAGUUUGACCAACGCGGCCAACUUGGCCAAUGUGGCCAAUCUCCCGGCGGCGCUGGCGGGCGCGGCGCGCAGCGAGCUGUUUGUACCGCCGGAAAAGCCGCCGCCACCCGGCAAGCUCGUGCAUUCAAACAGCGACACGUCCUGGCCCCAAAUCUCGCUCGCGCAGAUAUCGGAAGCCAAUCAGCGCAAGGCGUCGAGCGACAAGUCGAGCAGCCAGUCGCUCAACGCGUCGCUGCUGACCGCCAACGACCGCGAACGCGACCGCGACCGCGACACGCCGGCUGAGCGCGCUAGACUUGAUGCCCUGGACCUGAAGCUGGAUAAACUCACAGAGCUGGUGUCGGCACAGAGCCGCGAGCUGCGUGCACUACGAGGCGCUGUGGCCAGCCCGCGCGAGGCCGUGGACGCCGCGUUGCACGCGCACGCUGCUCGCACCACCGCCGCCAUCCACGAGGCACUCUCCGAGGGCUGGGAGCGCAUAGCGCGCGUGGGCGAGGCAGCGUCGGGUCGCGCGGCACAGGCGGCGGGGCUGGGCGCAGCACGUGCGUUGGAGCCGCUGGCGGCCGCGCUGCAGCACGAGCUGGCCGCCAAGCUGUCCGCCACCGACCACUUGCUGCGCGACAACAUCGACAAGCUGGCCAACAGCAAGACCAUGAUGGAGCGGCUAAGCACGUCAAUAGCGAAAUCCCUCUCGGACAUGGUGCGCGAGUCAUUCCGCGAGACGCUCUUCGAAUGCGUGGUGCCCGCCAUGGAGAAGGCGCACGCGCAGCUUUUCAGGCAGAUCAACGGCGCCUUCCAGAAUGGCACUAAGGAGUUCGCGGCCAACACAGAGGCGGCCGCGCGCGCGGCGGCGGAGCGUGGCGGUGCCGCCGCUACCGCGUCCCUCCGCGCUGCCCUUGACCGCCACGCCGCAGCCCUGGCCGCCGCCGCCGCCAACCAUCCUUCCCCGCACCACUAUGCGCCCGCCUUGCAAGAAGCGGCACACAGUGUUCUGGAGAAGGAGAUGGUGUGGUGGCGCGAGCAGGCGCGCUCGCUGGCGCUGCAGGUGUCGCGCGCGCACUCGCCCGCCACGCCCGCCGCCUCGCACGCCUCCUCCAUGGACCGCCAGAUGCAAGUGGCCCAGAUACAGUCACUAAUGAGCAGCGGCGACAUGAACGGCGCGUUCCAAUUAGCUCUCUCAGCUUCGGACUUGGCGCUGGUGAUGUCUGCGUGCCGCGCCGCCGAGCCCGCGCGCGUGUUCGGGCCGCCCUGCCAGCUCAAACAGCACGUGCUGCUGUCGCUCGUGCAGCAGCUUGCAGCUGAUAUGUCGCGGGAUACUGCUCUCAAGCACAGAUACUUAGAAGAGGCGAUAAUGAACCUGGACACGUCAAACCCAGUCACACGCGAGCACUUACCGGUUGUAGUGCGCGAGCUUCAGAAGCAGGUGUGCGCAUUCCUAUCGGCGCAGCCUUCGCACGCGCUGGCGCGGCAGUUCAAGAUGCUGCUGAUGGCCGCCGACUCGCUGGUCAAGGCCGCCUGACCGCCCGCCUGCCGCUGCCGCUGCCGCGCGCACCACUACUGACUAGUGACGACGUAGUGAUGUGACAGUGACGGACUUGUGGACUGACGUGUUGAUGUGACGAUGUUACUAGUGACGCAGCUGAGAUUUUUAUGGCGGGUGGAGUUUAGCCAGCAACGAGGAAAAACUAGAGUUAAAAAAAUGUAUUAGGCGGUUAUCAUGAUUUCAUAUAAAAAAUCCCGCGCGCGGACGCGUUGUCAGUGUGUACCGCGCGUGUUUUCUAUACAAACUGUACUUGCAUACAAUGAUCAAAUGUGUCGUCCCGCGUACCGCGGCGGAGCGCGGCGCAGUGUGAUAAUCGCCUUAAUUUUGAUCAAGUCACCGUUGCUGGCUAAUACAUAAAACGCCGUGUUGCUUGUCUACGAUACGUCCGCUGGCGGAUUUCGUCAAAUGUAAUGAUUCAGGAACCAGUGAAGAGAAAUUGAAGAUUCUAUCGAUAUUCAGUUUUGUGUUACGAAAAUAUCUAUGAACAAAAUCGUAGACAGGCUGUGUGUGUAUAAAUGCGAUGUUGGUAAUGCAUAAAUGUUAAACUUGUGUGCUAUAGACACUGUCACGUGCGGAUUUUUUACAAAAUGAGUAGAAUUAGCGCUUGAGUGGAACAAGUGCUGCGCUAUUGUGAUAGACAUUGUUCACACUACUAGGAUUAGAAAAUGUUUCAAUAUAAAACUAUGUAUUUCAUUUUGUUAUUAUCACAUUGACUCCUCCUGUCUAAAAGUAUAUCAAAACUCAUGUCACAUUUCAAAAGAAAUUUUUUUCAAUUUGUAUGAUUUUUGUGAUUAAACUUACCUAUUUCAGAUGAUAUGAUUUUGAGAAAUGCCAAUCCGACAAUAGCAGCUAAUAAAUGGUGCCAUGAGAAAAGUGACUUUAAAUGUUGUUUAGUACACAUGUUCCUACUUAAAUACACAAUAUACUGCCAUACUUUUGAUAGAAGUUUAUUCAUGAUUCCUAACUAAACAUAAACAGCUAAGAACCGUUUCAAUUUCAUACUAUGUGAAGUAGCAUUUUGUCAGUUACAAAUUAGCAGUUUGUAUAACCUUGAAGUUAUAAAAAUAAACACUCCUAGUUCAAGGAUCUAAUAUAUUGUUUCGUAUUGGCGUUAUUCUAAAGCAGUGGUUCUUAACCGGUGGUCCGAGGACCACUAGUGAUCCCUGGAGGCAUUCCAAGUGAUCCGCGAAGACAUCGUAGUAAACAAGUGACGUGACGUGAUGAGUCGAGUCAACACAACGCAAACGGCGCACAGUGGGCGAGAAAUCGACCUUCCCUUUCAUAGGAUUUUGAAUGACAAUAAGUGGUCCCUGACAAGACAGAAAUUUGGUAAAAUGGUCACUCGUGACUUAAAGGUUAAGAACCACUGUUCUAAAGGGAGGUAUCUCUGCUGUAUUCUUAUCACAUAUUUUCUUCACGUUACUACUAUUUGUCUCACUCUCAUGCCCUUUCAGUACUUUGCCUAUUUCAUAUACCUCGUGCAUAAAGCUUCAAGUGCACAUUUCCGAUGGUAGUAGAUACUUACAACUUGAUGACAUGACUGAAUUCAAUGACUGAUAAAUUGAUAUAAGUCAACACCUAUCUUUGACUAUUUUAAGAUCCUAAGCUCCCUAUUGCUUCUGCGUUGGGCCAUUUAUACCUUUAAAAGGGUGUUCAAUAUAAUAAUAUGCAUUAAGUAUAUUGUUACAAGUUACUGUGAUGAGUCAAGUGUAACUGUGUGUACAAAUGCGAAGCUGCCUGAUAGAUUAGAGUUAAGUGCUUAUUGUAGGACUAUGACUGCUGAAUGUGCUCAGUAUGGAUAAAUGUAUAACAAAAACAUGAGAAUGUGAAUAUGUAUUAUGUGAAUGUUUCAAUGUUUCUUCUUGAUUAAAUAUAUUUCGCUGACAGAUUAUUUAUAGGCAUUCAUGCUUCGGAUAACAUCAAAGUAUUAAAAAUAAAGCAUGGUAUGUAACGCUUGUAUGCGCAGUUAACUCAAAAGUGUGCAUGAACUACUCAGUGGUGAUAUUGUAUUUAUUUCGUUUGCUUAUAAGUGCAAGAAAUUGUUUGUUUAGUAGCGAGUACCACCGUGAAGUGCGUAACGCACAGAGAAGCAGCUUCAUCUGUGGGCAUGGAGCGAUAUUAUGAAAAUGAAUCAAAGGGAAGUACCAAUACUGUCUAGAACAUAAUGUUUGAACAAACUUGAAUUUUUAAAUUAACGAACAAACUAUGAUCUUUAUGUUGGCUAGCAUGUAUUGGUGCUUUAAUCGCCUUUUAAAGAGUAUCUUCUCUUUAAAUUACCAAUAACUUUUCGCAUACUGUUUCUCUGUGAGUUCAGAGGUGCUACUGUAUUGUACUCAGACAACUAUGUGUUAUACGUAAGUCUUUCAAGUUCUGAAAACGUACCUAUGAGGUUAACAAUAUUGUUUAAAAGUUAUGUAUAAUUUAAUAUUGUUUUUGUAAAGAACAUCAUCAUCACAAAAUAAACAGUAGAGGUCUCACAUCAUACUGACCAAAUCCCAGAUAACAGUUCUCACUUAUGUUCAGGUCGUAAACGAUUUGGUAACAUUUCUCUGUAAAUCUGCCAAUGCACAGCUCAACCAACAAGACCAAUGCUUUUUUCAAGUAAUUUUUCAUAUUUUUCUUAAUUAAGAUCUGACAAUUAAAAGUUUAUUGUUUUAGGUGUCGUUAAAUUGUUGCUUCUAUUUAUUUUAUAUUAUUGAAACUUAAAUCUUAAUUUAAUUUGAGAUUUCUUACUAUAAACUCAUUGCCUCAUUUGUUUUUCUCGUACCUAUGCGUGACGUUGUGUUGCGACUGGCCGCAGGGCCCCAAGAUAUUCAGUUACUAUAGAAGUAUUUAAUUACUGUAGAAAGCUAGGACAUUAAUUGAUUUGACAGAUUUUAGUUUAUUAUAACGAUGAUUGUCACAGAUCGAGAGUAAGUAUUUAUAAGAAAAUGUAUAAAUAAAUGAGACUAUUGAUUUGUAA
Molecule: messenger RNA, 6767 nt
Organism: Ostrinia furnacalis (Asian corn borer)
Lineage: Eukaryota; Metazoa; Arthropoda; Insecta; Lepidoptera; Crambidae
Gene: Ge-1
Product: Enhancer of mRNA-decapping protein 4 homolog Ge-1
Exons: 25
Coding region: 125-3781 (1218 amino acids)
Biological process (GO): deadenylation-independent decapping of nuclear-transcribed mRNA
Cellular component (GO): P-body
Molecular function (GO): protein binding
Source: RefSeq, a predicted model, not a curated record